This is a messenger RNA of Durio zibethinus, 2807 nucleotides long. NCBI's taxonomy places the organism in Eukaryota, Viridiplantae, Streptophyta, Magnoliopsida, Malvales, Malvaceae. The record is from RefSeq and is a predicted model, not a curated record.
GCCCAGUCCCUUUAUUAUUCUGUUCUCUUUAACAAAAGGCGAGGCUUCGCCUACACAACCGUCGUAACAAUCCCUCCGCAACCCUCUCAAAAACCUUCCAUCUCUUAUCUGUACAAAAAGGAUAGUAGUUUAGGUUAAUUUUUUUUUUUGGGGGGGGUUUGUUUGGUAAUCAGUUUUUAGAGUUAGUUUUCUUUCUUUUUAAUUCCAAUGGCUUCUACAAAGAAAGAUGUGGAUCGGAUCAAAGGUCCAUGGAGUCCAGAAGAAGACGAGGCUUUACAGCGGCUGGUUCAAACGUACGGACCCAGGAACUGGUCUUUAAUAAGCAAAUCGAUACCGGGUCGAUCGGGAAAGUCUUGUAGGCUUCGAUGGUGUAACCAGCUUUCCCCUGACGUUGAACACCGACCCUUUACUCCCGAAGAAGAUGAUACCAUAAUCCGAGCCCAUGCCCGAUUCGGUAACAAAUGGGCUACCAUCGCUCGACUCCUUAAUGGUCGUACCGAUAACGCGAUUAAGAAUCACUGGAACUCGACUCUCAAGCGAAAAUGCUCUUCGAUGAUUGAUGAUUUGAACGAUGAUUCACCACAACCGCUUAAAAGAUCGGCCAGUCUUGGCACAGGUAAUAAUGUGUCGGCUCUUUACUUGAACCCAAGUAGCCCUUCGGGAUCCGAUUUGAGUGACUCGAGUUUGCCCGCUGCCUCACCGGUUUACAGACCGUUAGCAAGAACUGGUUCUUUGGCCCCUUCUAGUCAGCAUGUGGAAACGGCUUCAUCGACAACCGAUCCACCUACCAUACUCAGCCUCUCGCUGCCCGGGUCGGAUUUGUGUGAAAUAUCGGAUAGGGGACCCGUAUCGACAACCGGCUCCAACCCUGUUUCAAUCCCAACCCAGGUGGCAGAAAAGGUAGAACCACCAGCCCCAGCUCCUGCAGCAGUUCCAGUUGUGCAGUUGCAGCAAGUGGGGGCGCAAAACAGGGAGUUUGGGAUGGAGAGGCAGUUUUUCAGUGCUGAGUUUUUGGCAGUUAUGCAAGAAAUGAUAAGAAAAGAAGUGAGAAACUACAUGUCUGGGAUUGAAAAAAAUGGUCUUUGUUUGCAAACUGAAGCUAUCAGAAAUGCUGUUGUUAAGCGUAUUGGAAUUAGCAAUAUCGAGUAGACAACAACAAGAAUCAGCAGAAGCUAAAAAAGAAGUCCUUUGUUUCGUUUUUCGGUUUCUUCAGUCUGUUUUAUUUGUUGUUUUAGUUAUUCCAUCGGUGGUUAUAGAAAUAAUAAUUUUGUUAGUGUACAGAGGGAUAAAAAUGGGGAAAUCAAGAAAUGAGUGGAUGUCGCCGAUUAGAAGGGUGGAAGGAGGUUACCAGGUUGGAAUUGGAAGAGGAAAAAAAAACCUAAAAAAUGGAAAUGAAAAAAAAAAAGAUUUUCCCAUCAACUGAUUUUGCAGAUAUUUGUUUUGUUUUUCAAACAAUGCGUUCAAGGAAAUUAUUAUGAAUUUUAAAAGUUUGCAAAAGUCUGGGUGGGUUAAUAAUCUGCGGACAGAAAGGACAGAAACCGUUUUCCUUUGGUGUUGGAGUUUUGUUAUAAAGCGAAACCAAAAAGAGCAUAAUGGUCUGUGUUUCUGUUUGGUAGUUAAGUAUAUUAAGCGGUGUCUUCGAAGAUUUUAGGCAUGUGACACAAAACCUUUUGAUACUUAUCAAUAUUAGGCCACCAACAAGAUAACCGUCCUCUUACCAAGGAAACAAAUUGAGACAUGUUUUCUUAUUGGUCUUUUCUGCUUUUUGAGUCUUAAUGGUAAGACUUUUGUUUCUUGAUUCCAAAUAAAAACUAAAUCUCUUAAGCAGCUAAUGCUUGUCAAAUUGAUGUCUGAGGACAAAGCAUCGUAAUUUACUUAUUUAUGUAUGGGCGUUCUCUUAAGCAGCUAAUGCUUAUUAAAUUGAUGUCUUAUUGAUAUACAGUUUCUCUUAUUAUGUUAUGGGGAUAAAAUUAGAGAAGCUAGCCUUGACAUCCCCGUGAUAAUUUAGAAAAAUUUUUACGACAGUAUACCCAUGACCAACUGCUGGCAUCUCCUUCUCUCGGUACUUACCAAAGGAUUAUAGCAGAUGUCAUUGACAGAUACCGUAACCAUGAAAUUGUUUGGUAAGCUAAGAGUUUGUGUUUAGCAAGGGUUCAAUGGUAUUUUAGUGUACAAAAUGAUUUGAUAUGUUUUUCUUUUUUUUAAUCUGCUGUAUAUUGCUUAAGACUUUAGGCCCGAACUUGGAACAUAGCUACAUAUGCUAUUUGGUACACAGGCUCCAUGAAUUCCACAGGAUUUAGACAUCGCUUGCCAUGUGACAGAUCAAAUCCCCUUUUGCUCUUCAAGAGUGUAUAUUCAAAGGCUACAUCAAAAUCAAGUGUCAAUCUUCUCCAGGUUCCUCUACCAAAAUCAGUUGAUCUGAACUCCACUUCAUCGGAAGAUAUAAAGUUGAACACUGCAAUUCUGCUAUCAUUGUAUCUUGUUCUUCCUUGUUGGUGGUCCAAGAGCAUUGAAUCGGGCCAGUGGACGCUGGAUGUCUCUGGACCUUCCAAGACAAGACGAAGAACGUAAUCCUAGUCAAACAUCAGCUUGUAGUUACCUCACUUUGGCUUCGUGCCGAUAGAAGCCUUUUGUAUCCCGUGAGUGGUUGCUCAGGGAGAAGUGUAUCGGUUGGUGAAUCAAAGCUUUUCCAAAGAUUAACAUUGACCCGAGUUUGGUACCUGAAUCAAGGAGAUUUAACUAUGACCAGGAAUAUGUAACUGUGUUCUUGCUGGAUCAAAUUAUGAAUUGACCCAUAUUAGUGAUGG